UGUCAUCGCUGGGCCGGGCCAUCUCUAUUUGAUAAAAUUAAUACAAAGAGUACACAUAGUACACAUAAAAACGAAACGAAAACGAAACGAGAAAAACACACACGGCAGAGGGGAAAACGGUCAUUUAAAUUGAGAGAGUGUAAUCAAGGCAGAUUGGUUGGCGGUCCCGGUACCCGUUGUCUCCGUCGUCGGUGUCGUUGUCGUCACACCUUUGGAUUUUCGUGCGAGCGCAGAGCGCCAGCACAAUAAACACAUCGAGAGAGAGACAGGCACAGAGGCAGAGAGUAGGCGCUAGCAUUACAAUUGGAAUUGGAGUUUGGGCAUCGAAAUAUAUAUAAAAAAAAUAGACGGCAGCAGUGGCAGUAGCAGAAACACCAGCAACAAUAACAAACCAAUCAAGAACUACGCACCGCAGCGUACCCGUGCCCCCUGCGUAUCCCCCUCCUUCUCCUCCUUAGCCGCAGCCGAACCGAACCCGGCCACCCCCCUGCACACGCACACACACACUGGCCCCCUCCUUUGGCAGCACAGAACACACACACACACAAUCACACGCACACACACACACUCUGAGAGACCCCAGCACUCAGCACAGUUAUCAUCCGAGCGACAAACCGACCGCAUUUAUCAUCCGCACAUCACACACACGGCUGGCUAUUGUUGUCUGCUCCCUAUCGUUACGAUUGCACGCGAAGAAGGAGCAGACAAAGAGGAGCAAAAGCAACAGAGCAAGGGCAGUCAGGAGCAAGAGCACACAAAGGAAGUGCAGCAGCAGCAGCAGCAGCAGCAGCAACGGCAGCGGCAGCAAGGAGCAAGUAGCAGCGGCAGGCAGCAAGCAGCAUUCGCACAAAGAAAAGCUCAACAUAAAGAUCCUAGCAAGCAGCCAAAGCAGCAGCAGAUCACACCGAGAGAGACUGAGCCAGCGGCGUCAGCUCUAUGGGUCAGAAGGCGAGCACACCGGCGACCAGUGGCCAACAGAGCCCACGCUCCAGGACCUUCUCCAGCAGCUCAACGGGAGCGGCAGAUCAAGCACCUAAUGCCGCCGGCGUUGGCCAGAAUCGCAGCAGCAACGCUGUUCAUGCCUCGGCAACCGGCGGCGAAGCCGGGCAAGGAUUUAAUCUGCUGCGCACAUUGCCCGGCCUGCAGGUGUAUCACAACAAUAGCAACAGCAACAGUAGCCAGAACUCCACGUCCAUAGAUCGUCAGCGGGCGCGCAGCCUUAGCUCCGUGCCAGAUAUCCAACAGCAGCAGCAGGCCGCGCAACAGCAGCAACAGGGCUCGCUUACCUCCUCCGGUAGUAGUCCGCAUGCCGUGCACAGCCAUGGGGGGCAUCAUCCGCAUGCCGCUGUGUCGGUGACCGUGUCGGCGAAUGCCAACAACGGUGGCGGAGGCGGCGGAAGCUUCCCAGCGACAGCGGCGGCAGGGAACAAUAAUGGCAGUGCCACACAAUCCUACAUGCAGCAGCGUCGCACUUUGGGAGACUCCAUACGGGAUAUAACAAUGACCGGUGGCAAUAUCGCUGAGAGCAUCGCCCUGGCCGCCUCCGCCACGUCUGCCAAUGGGAUCGGUCGUGUUUACACAGCCACCUCACUUCCAUCGCACAUUUGGUCCUUCAAUGGUAUCAAGUGCCCCGUGUGCAAUAAGUUUGUGUUGCCGGACGACAUUGAAUGCCAUUUAGUCAUGUGCCUAACGAAACCACGACUCUCAUAUAACGAGGAUGUACUGUCGGACGCCAAGGGCGAGUGCGUCAUUUGCCUUGAAGACCUGAGUCCGGGGGACACCAUCGCUCGUCUGCCAUGCCUCUGCAUAUAUCACAAAGGAUGCAUCGACCGUUGGUUUGAGGUGAAUCGCUCCUGUCCUGAGCAUCCUGGAGAUUAGUAAUCCUCGCCAGAGCUCGCCGCCGCGUUUGUUUGUGUUGUGCGUUAUGCAAGAGCGAGGAGUGGAAAUUGAAAUAAAAAUGGAGCUGACCAGCAGCUGGACGAGAUGAGGAGAGGUGUUGGGUGGGAGGAACGGAACGAAACGUAACGGUAGGGAGCGGGGGCUAUACCGGACCCAGAACACAAAUACUUAGCAACUAAGAAACACCCGCCGCCGUCACAUCCGCCUUUGGAGACGCAGCUGGAUUAGGAUAACAGAACAGAGAGAUGGAUUCGAGAAUAUAGAAAGAAAAUUAGGGAGUAUGGAGGAUGCAGAGAAAAGCUAUGGCUAUGCUCCAAAAGCAAAUGCCUAGAAAGAGUGUUAGAUCGAAGCAUCAUCGAUCAUAUUUCGACCCUACCGACCGAUCCACUGCUACUAAUGACGAUGGCAACCAAACACAACACAAAAAUCAAGUAAAAACCAACUUCAUUUACAAUGCCAAACUGGCAGGAACACAAAAACAAAAAAAAA
Messenger RNA from Drosophila serrata, 2388 nucleotides. RefSeq lists its product as uncharacterized. Gene Ontology annotation, molecular function: ubiquitin protein ligase activity. Gene Ontology annotation, biological process: protein K48-linked ubiquitination; proteasome-mediated ubiquitin-dependent protein catabolic process. Lineage: Eukaryota; Metazoa; Arthropoda; Insecta; Diptera; Drosophilidae. The record is from RefSeq and is a predicted model, not a curated record. Gene Ontology annotation, cellular component: membrane; intracellular membrane-bounded organelle; cytoplasm.